UUGACUGUUACAGAACUUCAACUCGAUGACGAUGGUUGCCCGAUAUGCCCACUAUGCGGAGAGAAACUUAUCGAAUCAGAAUGGUCGCACCAUAUCGAACAUGAGAAAAAGAAACUUCUCGGAGUCAUUCAGAGUGUCAAAGAGUCAAGACUGAUGGAACCGUCAAGUAACGCUGAACAAUCACGAAGAAAGCGUGAACUCGAACUAUUGAGAAUAAGAAAUAAUCAGCAAAAGCGACUGGCUUGUGAGUUGUUCUUUAAUAUUGCACUUAUUGUGGAUAAUAUAGCAUAUAAAAAGAGAUGA
Molecule: messenger RNA, 303 nt
Organism: Angiostrongylus costaricensis
Lineage: Eukaryota; Metazoa; Nematoda; Chromadorea; Rhabditida; Metastrongylidae
Source: the annotation of a GenBank genome assembly